Messenger RNA from Monascus purpureus, 1181 nucleotides. NCBI's taxonomy places the organism in Eukaryota, Fungi, Ascomycota, Eurotiomycetes, Eurotiales, Aspergillaceae. The record is from the annotation of a GenBank genome assembly.
GGAAUACUCCCUCGUUGCAUUCUGGGAUGUUGAACAUCUCAUCCCAACUCUCCUUCAAUACUGAGAUGUGAGCUGUGAACACAGAUACUGCUCAUCUGUCAUUGCUUGUUUGCUUGUUUGUUUGCUUGCUUCUUGCUUCCAAACUCUUAUAGACUAGGCAGAGUCUACUGAUGGUGCCCCGUGUACCUCUAUCUCCUUGACUCAGUCUUUGAGAAACAGGGCGCAAGACAUCCCUCUGACGUUCUGAAUCGACAUUUUUUAAAGUGACAUCUCCGCCGCCACUCGCCGGUUCAUGCCCCCGCGUCGCCGUCCCCCAGCGGGGACUGGGACAGAUCUUCCGCCGCUGAAAAUCCUCCGCAAGAUCCUCCUGCUCCAGCUGGCCUACUAUGCAGCUGCAACAGUGCUGAUCUUAUUCACGAGUCUCGUGUACGGGACGCCCUUUUCGUUGGGAUUGAUACUGGACUGGGAUGCGCUGAGGGGUGAUACCACUAUUGGGUGGAUAUUAGGGUUGGUAUGGCUGUUGAAUGGUCUAAUAAGCGUCAUCUUUCUUCUCCUCCUUGUAUCCCGCUCCAAACUCAUACCCGAUUUCGCUCUUACAAUCCACUUCCUGCAUCUGAUCGCCUCAUCCUUGUAUUCCCACUCCAUCCCCACGAACCUUCUCUGGUGGGGCCUGCAAUGCGCCAGCGCUGCCCUCAUGAUCUUUCUCGGUAUCUGGGCCUGUCAGUGGCGAGAGCUGAAACCGAUCAGUUUCGGCGGUAAACGUCCCGCCGAGCAAUCGGCUGCUUCCUCGCAGUCCACUCAGGGAGUCGAGGAACAGCAGCUUGAGGGUUCUUCGCGUGGACGCGGACGAGGUCGUAAUCUUUCCGAGGAAAGUGACGGCUAUGAGAUGGUUCGUAUGAAGAAGAGUGAUGAUGAAAGUGCAUGAAUUAUUUUAUUUUUAUUUUUAUUUUUAUUUUUGGUUUUAUUGUAUCUUUUGAUUUAAUAUUUGGCAUUGGGACUCUUUGAAUGUUGUUUCACGUUUCUGUUAGGUAUACCCUGGCAUCUAUACAGAGAGCGUUUCGGAGUUGGAGUUGGAGCUACGGGCUAGACUGCUUCUUUCUUUAUCUUUCGACAUAUUCUAUAUUCACCAAAAUGCAUUAUAAUAGUAAUAUUAACAUGUAAAUGUCUAUGUUACCGAAGCC